Molecule: messenger RNA, 2571 nt
Organism: Pseudozyma hubeiensis SY62
Lineage: Eukaryota; Fungi; Basidiomycota; Ustilaginomycetes; Ustilaginales; Ustilaginaceae
Product: vacuolar protein sorting protein
Exons: 1
Coding region: 1-2571 (856 amino acids)
Source: RefSeq, a predicted model, not a curated record
AUGUCGAGCAGCGCAUCCUUUCCGCGCGGUCUCGAUAGUAGAAGCAUGUCUGCUGGAAGUCCCAAUGCUCUUGGCAACGGGCUGUUGACUCGCGAAAACCUGGCUGCCCUCCCCAACAACGGCAACGCUACCUUUCCCGGUCGAUUGCGAUCUCAAACUGUCACUCAGAUGAACUUUCAGCAUGCCGCACCUCCCCGGCCAGGACUGGCUCGUGUAUCCACCAUCGACAGUUGCAGAGCUUCGGUCUUGACCGACAGCACCGAGUUCAGCACAUCGAGCACCAUCAAUCGAGGUUAUGCGGCUCGCAUCGACGUCAAUGGCAAAGUGAAGCCGCUUUCAUCCACGCCGGACAGACACGCAUGCCAGACCAUCGCUUUCCUCGAGGGUCCAUCGGACUCGCUCGACUACAAGACCUACCGACCCGGCGACGAGAUCAAGGGUGCCGUUCACCUUCUCCGCGACGAUCCAGAACGCGGCAUCAUCACCGGCAUCAAGGCUCGCAUCAGGGGAGAUCUCGAGACCAGCAUCUUCGGUGUAGGCGACUCAAGCUACUACUCGAUGGACAAUGAGCACGGCAUUGCUCGUCGACAGCUCCUCUUCUUCUCGGAGCAGAAGACGCUCGUGACCAAGGCUGACCUCGAAUCGGGCGCUUUUGGCCUCGAGCAGACCGGCCUCGUCGACCAUGGUCGACGCAACAACCUCGCUGUUCCCUUUAGCUUUGUCUUGCCGCUCAAGCUGCACGCCUCCGCUCUCGAUAUGCUCGACAGCAAGCUCAAGAAGACCUUUAAGCAAGGCAAGAAGUACAUCGACCUUCCUCCUUCCAUCGACAUGGAGACUCGCUACGCUCCACCAAGACCUCAUCAGCUUUUCGGUCGGGCCAAGGACAGGCUCCACGGUCAAAAGCUGCGACCAAUGGCACGGAUCAAGUACGAGAUCGACAUCAUUGUCAGCAGGCAGCGAUUCGGGUCGAUGCUGCUUCCACACAAGCGAGGAGAACGUAUCAUCCUGUCUUUCGCUGUUGAGCCGUAUCCACCACGCACCGCGGGCCUUGCUGUGCCCACGCUCGAACCAAUUCGUGCCCGCCGGGUAACUUCGCGAGGUGACCGUGCGCCCUCGAAUGACCGCAACGCUUCCAGCGACUCGGCAUCUAUCCGCUCGAGCGAGUCACAGGAGGACGAGGCUGCCGAUGAGGAUUCGUGGGCGUCGGAUCUGGGCGGGUUCCGUCCCACGCAAGAGGUGUUCGGUGCGCUGCCUCUCGAAGCUGCUCCAGCCUUUGCUCCCAGUUCCAUCGCCCGGUCCAUCUCAAGACCAGGUCUCCCUGGCACCCGACGCAAGAGCUACAUCAAUGUCAAGGAAGGCGUCGACGGUCGCAUGAAAGGCUGGCUGACCCACUCGCUCGAAAGCUCACUGCGUCAAGGUCACGGCUCGUUCGAAGCCAUCCUCUCGGUGCCCGCCAUGGCCGCGCUGUACAUGGAGACCAAGAUUCCUUUCAGUUUGGAGUUGCGCAUGCCGAAACAACUCGUUGGAUCGUACGUGCCCCGGGUCGAGUUGGCACUCGUCCGUUCCGUCAUGACUUACUCGCGUCUCGGCACUCUCGUCAUCGAGAGGGAGGAUCCGGACAAUCUUGCCAGCUUCAGCGGUCCCCACUCGUGGUCCGAGCGCAUCCGCAUGGUCAACAUGGAACGUCAGUCCGACGACCACCUGCCCCCCUUCUACGAGCAAGGCCAGGCAAGGCAGAUCUACACGGGCAACUUUGCCAUCGGCCGAUACGAAAAAAUGAUCAAGGCAGGCUCGUCGGCGCCUCUGAAGCAGAAGCUGAUUCAGGAGCCGGAACUGAGGCUGGUCGUGCCCAGUUUCUCCUUCAAGGCGCUCAGGAUCGAGUACAGGCUGAGGGUCAAGAUCUCGCUUCCUGGUCCAGCCGAGCCGCAAGCAUCGACAUCAUCCUCGCUAGCAGCAGCUGCGGCAGCGGCAGAGCAAUUUAUGGUCAUGGAAACGCCCCCUGUGCACGUCGCCGCUAACCCGGACACCGUCGAUUUUACCCGACAGCAGGUGGCCGAGUCGCUGGACGAAGAUUCUCUGUCAACAGUCGAUCUGCUGGACGAGGAUGACGAGAGAAUGCUCGAGGCUUCCGCUUCACGAAUCGCGCGUCGUCCCACCACGCCUGUCACCCCGCUCACCGCUGCUGACGACCAGGACGACGAGGAAUACUCGGCCCAAGCCACACCUUUGGCACGAACACCUCGUCGACGUUCGCUCGACCUUUCUGCCCUCACCACCCUCACCUCCACCACCCCUGAACAGAGCGAAACACUCCUCUCUUCAGCCGCCUCCAUCAUCAGCGAUUCCAGUUCUUCGCCUGCACUCGAAGUGCCCUCCCUCGACCCGAUUCCCGACGAAGCCGACGUCGACGACGAAGACGAGCUCACCGAGCAGCUCGCUCUGGGCCUCAUCGAUCGCGAACACGCGGCGGCUGUGGUUGCGUCCAGAAGGAGAGCCGCGACGAUCACGGCGUCGUCGUCGACGGUGCAGGCUCUACCGAGUUACUCGGACAGCAUCGGCAUUCUCGGUUGA